Messenger RNA from Crotalus tigris (Tiger rattlesnake), 1230 nucleotides. It is a transcript of the gene PSME2, whose product is annotated as proteasome activator subunit 2. Gene Ontology annotation, biological process: regulation of proteasomal protein catabolic process; regulation of G1/S transition of mitotic cell cycle; positive regulation of endopeptidase activity. Gene Ontology annotation, molecular function: endopeptidase activator activity. The transcript is spliced from 11 exons. The record is from RefSeq and is a predicted model, not a curated record. Gene Ontology annotation, cellular component: proteasome activator complex; cytoplasm; nucleoplasm. Lineage: Eukaryota; Metazoa; Chordata; Lepidosauria; Squamata; Viperidae. The coding region runs from base 31 to 999 and encodes 322 amino acids.
CAAAACACCGUGGCGGGGAUCGGAGCGCCGAUGCGUGUCAAAAGGGGAACGUGGGAAAGGCGUGCACGGGGGAGGGAAAAAGAGGAGGAGGAGGAGGAGGACACGAGGUGUGGGAAUGCAACCUCUCCCCUCCACCCCUCCAGGGGAGGGGAAAGGGAGGGAAGGGGAGGGGAGGGGCAAGGCCGGAACGGAACGUGGGAAUGUGAAAGCGAAAUCGAUUUCGCGGCGAGCCGAAAGCGAGUCUUCCCUGCGGCCCAGCUCUGCACCCCGGACACCAUGGCCAAAUCCUGCACCGCCAACAUCCGUGUCGCCAAAGAGACGCGCGAGAAGAUGGCUCUCUUCAGAGAAUCGCUGUUGAAAGAGGGUGAAGAGUUUCUUUGCACAUUUUUACCUGCAAAGAUAUUUCAGUUGGAUAAGUUUCUUAAGGAAAAUUCACUGAACGUUCAAGAUCUGACCACUCUGAAAGCUCCUUUGGAUAUCCCUAUUCCAGACCCCCCUCCCAAAGAAGACGAGAUGGAUACAGAAAAAGAGGAAAAGGAAGCACCAAAAUGUGGUUUUCUCAAAGGCAACGAGGUUCUCAUUUCACUUCUGGAUCGCGUGAAACCUGAAGUUCGUGAGUUUAAAGAAAAAUGCAUUUUGGUCACCACCUGGAUCCAGUUCAUGAUCCCCAAAAUUGAGGACGGCAACGACUUCGGGGUUGCAGUUCAGGAGAAAGUGCUGGAACGCAUCACGGCGCUGAAGACCAAAGCUGAAGCUUUCCAAACCACCAUCGCCAAGUACUUUUUGGAGCGUGGCGAUGCAGUGGCCAAGGCUUCCAAAGAAACUCACGUGAUGGAUUACCGGUGUUUGGUUCACGAACGUGACGAAGCCAUUUACCGAGAAAUGCAGAUCAUGGUGCUUGAUAUCCGUGGAUUUUAUGCUGAGCUGUACCACAUCCUAAGCAAAAACCUGGAGAAAGUGACCAAUCCCAAGGGCGAAGAGAAGCCGUCCAUGUACUGACAGGAAAAAUGCAUUUAAGGGCAAACAGGCAAGGGCUGUUAUGCGGGUGAUGGUAUCCUUGUGCAGAUAACACAAUUGGCCAGAAUCUGUGACCGCCUGUCUUUUUGGAGGGUGUUGGGCCAACAUAAAAAUACAGGGUUAGAAAGAGACCUGAGAUAUUUAGAACCCAGGAAGGAGGGAGGUGGCUGGGAAAGAAGCAAAUAGUGUAACAAAAUAAAAUGUUUGAAUCAA